Molecule: messenger RNA, 1422 nt
Organism: Tremella mesenterica DSM 1558
Lineage: Eukaryota; Fungi; Basidiomycota; Tremellomycetes; Tremellales; Tremellaceae
Exons: 5
Coding region: 1-1422 (473 amino acids)
Biological process (GO): cellular response to nitrogen starvation; late endosome to vacuole transport; autophagy
Cellular component (GO): phagophore assembly site; phosphatidylinositol 3-kinase complex, class III, type I; phosphatidylinositol 3-kinase complex, class III, type II
Source: RefSeq, a predicted model, not a curated record
AUGGCCAACCAAGAUUCACAGAGCGAUUCACUGGUAUGUCAACAGUGUCACCAACCACUUCAUUUAGAUCCUUCGUUAUCUUCCCUAACUCCCUCACAAUAUUCACUCAUCACCUCUGCUCUUCCUUCCCCUUCCGGCCCAUCCCCCUUAUCUCCCACAGCUAAACUCUCCUCCUUGCCUUCUUCAUCACGUCAAUCAGCAUCCAUAUGGGCCACUGCCAACGGUCUCGAACCACCCAAUAAAGGUGUGGCAGAAUCGUUCGUCCUCUUGUCUGAAUCAGCUGUUACUCCAAGUCCAGCACUCGUCUCUCCUGGUCCAGUCAGUGCAUCUCAUCUACAUGCUUUAUUAUCGAGCAGAACACCGAUAAGUCAUCCAUUAUGUUUAGACUGUGCGGGGUUAUUGCAAUCUGAACUAGCGAGACAGAGGGAAGACUUAGCCAAGGAACGUGAUGGCUAUAUCGCUUUUGAGCGUGGAUUAUCGAGAGCAAGUAGAAAGGCGGAAAAGUCAACUGGAGAUAAGAGGGAUGAGAAAGGCUUAGGGGAGUAUGGUCUCGAAGGAGAUGAUAAAGAAUGGGAAGAGUUGAUGAGAAAGAAAGUCGAGUUGCAAGGGGAAGAAACGAGGUUGAUCAAACUUUUACAAGAAAAGGAAAAGGUUUUGGAAAGUGUGAGAGAAGAGGAAGAGAGGAUAAAGGUUGAGAAGGCUGAGAUGGAUAGGGAGGAGGAUGAAUUCCUCCUUUCCCAUCUUUCCCUCACUCGUACAAUGACCAAACUCACAUCGGCUCGUGGAACGGCGAAAACUCAACAUCUCCUAGCAUCUACCCUUCUACAACAUCUGGAAUCUACCAACGUAUACAACGAUGCUUUUCUCAUAGGUCACGUUCCUCUCUCCGGAAAUGCAGGAAUGACCGUCGGUACCAUUAACGGUUUGAGACUGGGUGGAAGACCAGUGGUGGAAUGGGAAGAGAUUAAUGCUGCUUGGGGAUUAGUAGCUUUAUGUUUGGAUAGGAUAGCUGUGAAAGUUGGAUGUGUUUUCGAAGGUUAUAAAAUCAUCCCACUUGGAUCUUUCUCCCGAAUCGACGCUUUACCACCUUCCAAAGCCUCUUUCGAAUUAUACGGUUCAACAGACCUUUCGUUAUCCCCCGCAAGAUUAUUACAUAACAGGAGAUUCAACCUCGCUCUUAUAGCCUUUCUCGAUUUAUUGAAACAAUUAUUAUCACACGGUUGGAAAUUAUCACGUUCUUGGGAUAAAAUAGCAGGAUAUUCUAUAAAGUUACCUAGUUUGACAAUGGGUAUGGGAAGUAUGAUGGGUUUUAAUAAUGAUGAUCAUUCUGGUGGGGAAGAUCAAUGGACUAGAGCUUGUAGAGGUGUUUUGGUGGUUUUGAAAAGAAUUUUGAUUUUGGAGAGUGAAAGUGAAAGGGGAUGA